Molecule: messenger RNA, 1345 nt
Organism: Hibiscus syriacus
Lineage: Eukaryota; Viridiplantae; Streptophyta; Magnoliopsida; Malvales; Malvaceae
Product: E3 ubiquitin-protein ligase RING1-like
Exons: 1
Coding region: 135-1139 (334 amino acids)
Biological process (GO): protein ubiquitination
Source: RefSeq, a predicted model, not a curated record
CAUGAAAUUUGUGGAAAAUAAAUAACCCACACUUCAAGCUCACACCACUGACGGAGGACUGAUAAUCCACAAAACACAAAUUAAAACAAGAGCAAAUUCUCCCUUGGCUAUCAUUUUCCUCUGUUUUUCUCACAAUGUUUGAUGAUGGACCUAAACCAAAACAACCAUGUAAUACAUAUUCUAGAGACAACCAUCUUCCACCUUCCUGUUUUCUGUCACAAGUGCCACCGCCAGUACUACUUCCUACUCUGAACCAUAAGGAGGACAGCUUGUUGGCCACUGGAAUGACAAUCAUGGGAGGCAUGCUAUGUUCGGCUCUUAUUCUCUGUAUGUCCUUUGCACUUGUUAGAUUCUAUUUUAAAUCUAGGAGACGAAGUUUACCAGUUAUUUUCUUCAGUUCUCGAGAUGAUUUUUUCCUCGCUGAAGAUCAAAUAAUGUCAUAUUUAGAUAACCCCAUAUGGUACACCAACACGAUCGGUCUCCAACAAUCAGUCAUCGAUUCGAUUGCAGUUUUUAAGUAUAAAAAAGAUGAAGGAUUGAUUGAAGGGACUGAAUGUUCUGUUUGCUUGAAUGAGUUCCGUGAAGAUGAAAGCCUUAGGCUUUUGCCAAAGUGCACCCAUGGUUUCCACCUGCCUUGUAUCGAUACUUGGUUAAAGUCGCACCAAAACUGCCCGUUGUGUCGAGCCCCCGUUGUUUCGGAUGCCAUGGCUGUUCAAACCAGUGCGUUGGAACCUAAUUCCAUCGGUUCAGGUUCGAGCAACGAAGCCCUGGUCGAAAACGAUAUCCGAGAAGACAGAACUAAUGAGGAACUGAGAACCUGUCCGAUUGAAGAUGGAAUUCAAGCGAGGAGGUCGGUUUCAUUGGAUUUAACUUGUGCCAUGGAAAUAGCUCGUGAAGCAACCGGAGAGCUUAAAUAUUGUGGUAGCUUUGACGCUGAAUUAGAGCAGUCGAAGUAUUGGAACGGAAAGAUCGGUGUGAAACGAAGCAGUGGAAGUUCAAGCAUAUGCAAGCUGAUGAAAAGCUCUUCGAUGGGGCGAUCUUUAUCCAAGGGGGCUGUUUCAAUGAAAAGAUCUUUCUCUUCUGGUGGAAUAUUGUUAUCCAAACAAAGUGAAAUCCAGGGAUCGGUCCUUCCCUUGUGAAAUCAAAGAUUUUGUGGUUUCUAGUUUUAGUGACGGUAGGGUUCGAGUUAUAGACUUAUAGGGUGCUUGCCUAAAAUCAUUUCCACGAGUUUCAUUAGCUGUGAGUUACGGUUUCAUCAGCUGUUUUCUUUUUUCUUUUAUUAAAGAACGAAAUCCUUCCUUCUUGCUUGUAUUCAUAUUCCCAGAUUUCCUUGCAUGUUGUCAUA